This is a messenger RNA of Polistes dominula (European paper wasp), 780 nucleotides long. RefSeq names its product Diuretic hormone 31 Receptor (gene Dh31-R). The record is from RefSeq and is a predicted model, not a curated record. Gene Ontology annotation, molecular function: calcitonin receptor activity. Gene Ontology annotation, cellular component: plasma membrane. NCBI's taxonomy places the organism in Eukaryota, Metazoa, Arthropoda, Insecta, Hymenoptera, Vespidae. Gene Ontology annotation, biological process: cell surface receptor signaling pathway; adenylate cyclase-modulating G protein-coupled receptor signaling pathway.
AUAUUUAUUAUUUUAAGAUCUCUGAGAUGUGCUAGGAUUACGUUGCACAUGAAUUUGUUCGUAUCGUUCGUGUUAAACAACUUAUUAUGGUUAAUCUGGUACGGAUUUGUGGUAGCUAAUACGAAUCUUUUGUUGAACAAUAACAUAAUAUGUCGAUUAUUGCACGUGGUACUUCAUUAUUUCUUGUUAACAAAUUACGCGUGGAUGCUUUGCGAAGGAUUUUAUCUUCACACAUUAUUGGUAAUGGCGUUUACAAGUGAACACAGAUUGGUCAACUGGUUGGUGGCACUUGGUUGGUCAAUGCCAGGUCUUAUAGUUACCAUUUAUGCUAUUUUAAGGGCAACAAGCAACGAUCCUGUUGACAGCCAACAAUGUUGGAUCAACGAGGGUAAUUACAUGGGUGCAUUGGUUUAUCCAGUAUGCGUUUCAACUUUGUUGAAUGUAUUAUUUCUCUUCAACAUUGUACGUGUUUUAUUGAUGAAAUUGCGUGCUGGUCCAGCAAUAGGAACUCGUCCAUCAAGGUCAAUGCUUCAAGCUUUUAGAGCAACGAUGUUAUUGGUACCACUUCUUGGACUCCACUAUCUAGUCAUCCCCUUCAGACCACCAAAGGAACACCCUUGGGAACACGCUUACGAAGUUAUAUCAGCGAUUACAGCAUCUUUUCAAGUUAGUAUGCCGAGGACUUCCAUUAACAUGAAAUCAUCCUUAAUUCUUUUUUAUCCCAUCCCUAUCCCCACGAUCGUAAAAUCAAAUAUUCAUUUAAGGUAAAGAAGUAAUAAU